AAUAUUUCGAACAUUUGAAAGUCAAAAUGUUAAUUAUCUUUGUUGCGAGUGGUCUUAAAUCAAAGACGAUGAUAAAGAGGAAGUAAUAGGAUAUUUCUUAAUCUCCGCACGAAGAUGUUUUAGUUAUUUUGGGUACAUUCAAAGAUCUUACCAACAAUGCAGUUUGAAUGGAAAGUAUUCCCUGCUAUUCCUCUGUUGAUUUUGUUCAAGUCCUUUGUAAACAUUGGAUGUUUCAAAACCUCAUUAUCUGACGUUACAUACACGGAUAUCGAAGAUUUGAAUGCAACAUGCAAGGGUUUAGAUUCCUGUGAAUUACCCAGAAGACAGAAUGUUGUUGAACAUUGCAACUGUGGCGUUUCCUGCAGUUAUCUAGGUACAUGCUGCGUAGACUCUAAGCAUAGAAACAAUUACAUAGUACCUUUGAAGAACGUCAAAUGCGAAUAUUUCCGAUAUGGUGAAAAAGAUCGAUAUUUACCCAUGAUUAACAGUUGUGAUCCCGACAUGCUUUACGAUGACAUUACCGAAAAGCUAUGCAAAAGCUAUAGAUAUGACGAUCCUUUUUUGGAAAUACCUGUUACUGAUCCUGUAACAGGUAUUUCUUAUAAGAAUUACUAUUGCUACGCUUGCAACAGAAACAAUGGAGAAGAACAACCAAUACCAUGGGAUUUAAAAAUAAAAAGUAAUUGCAUACGUCAUAAACUUAAUACCACGUCAAUACCGAAACUGAAUUCUAAUGGUCGUGAAUGGUUUCUGGCACUCGAGAAUAAUAUUGAAGUCGAAGUUUCCUUGCAUGCACCUUUCCCAGACAAAUUAAAAAAUGUCGUGCCUUAUUGUUAUAAUUUCGAAAUAAUGGCAGAAUGCGCUGAUGAUUGGACGGAUGACACUGUCCAUAAAAAGUGUCUGGCUUACAUGGCUUUGACUAGAAUUUUGAGCAAGGGUGGGCUAUAUAUUUUUCACUAUCGAAACCCGCAUUGCGCCGUUUGCAACUACAAGAGCAUUGAUGACAUGAUUUGUCUUGCAACGGAUGAAACACAUAGUGGUGGUAGCUCUUCGGAAACUGAUGUAUUUUUUAUUGAAUUAUCCUCACUGCAGGACGAAACAACGCGAUGUGGAAACAAUGAGGUAUAUGAUUAUUUUGCAAAGAAUUGUAGAAAGAUAAAGCGAGCCGGAUUUCGCAAUAAAUUCGGGUAAGAAGUAUUACAUAUGAAUUUGCGAUUUACGGUACAAGGAAAAAGUGUAGGUACAUUAAAGAGAUUUAGCACUUUCUCUUAGCGUUAAACAUUUUUACAUACGUAUGAUUGCCGUAAACCUUACAAUAUUGUUCCAUUCCGUUCCUUUUUCAAAAUUCAUCAGUCAUUUUUGGGACACAUGGUAACUACAGCGGAACUGGUUUUGCUAUGAGCAGAAAAAUACAAUUCGAAACUAAAUUUAUUACGUAACCCCCAAGAGAUUCAAAAAUUUUUGAUUAUGAUAUUCUUUUCGAAAUUAGAAAUUUCUAGUUUUUUUUUUUUUCAGUUUUCAUCAAACAAAAAAAAACCAAUAAAAAUCACGACUCAAAAAAUUUCUCCAUUGCAUCAGGCACCGUAUCCCAUCUAGUUAUAUUCCCUC
Parasteatoda tepidariorum (common house spider) is the source of this 1608-nucleotide messenger RNA. RefSeq lists its product as uncharacterized. The record is from RefSeq and is a predicted model, not a curated record. Lineage: Eukaryota; Metazoa; Arthropoda; Arachnida; Araneae; Theridiidae.